This is a messenger RNA of Botrytis fragariae, 846 nucleotides long. RefSeq lists its product as uncharacterized. NCBI's taxonomy places the organism in Eukaryota, Fungi, Ascomycota, Leotiomycetes, Helotiales, Sclerotiniaceae. The record is from RefSeq and is a predicted model, not a curated record. The transcript has a single exon. The coding region runs from base 1 to 846 and encodes 281 amino acids.
AUGGCGGUCACUACACUGGAGAGAUUCACAUGUUUUCCCAAACUACCUCUCGAGCUCCAGAUGAUCGUCUGGUCCUUUUAUCCCUAUGUUGAUAGACAGAUCAUUAAUAUCACAGAGGCACCGGAAGCAGUUUACGGUAUAGGUCCAUACACCAACCGCUCUAAAACAGGAGAUAAAUUGAAUCCACUUGCAGUGGACUUCCCAAACGCAAUGUUUAUCAGUGUGAAGUACAUCGUCCCCUCACCUUUGCAAAUUUGCCAACAGUCCAGAAAGGUGGCUCUUCAGCAUUACCGACGAGUCAUUGCUACAUAUGGCGAUACCAAGGAGGGUCCAGCGCCUUUCUACAUUAACUCAUAUCAGGAUUCUAUUCUAUUCGAGGACACACUGGCCAUUUCACCACACUCCCACCUUCCAACGAUUUCUUUUUGGAUGUUUAAUGGAAGAACUCUUUCAACUCCCGACGGUGAAAACAUCUGCACUUCAGUGGCCACUCGUUGGGCUGGGAGCGAACCUCCAAAUGUGGAUCAUCUUCUGUAUACGUUAUCCAGAUUUCCAGAAGUUAAACAAUUAUACUUUCUUGAUUGCCCUUCUGGACCCUUCCCUGUGUCACGUUGGUCGAACUGUAACAUACAGUGGAUGAGCAGGGAUAAAAUCAAGGAGCUUGUCAAGCAAUGGAUAGAAAUUUUAUUGGAUUUCACGAAAGAUGGAACGCUUUCUGAUUGUGCACCAGACUCAAUAGAUUUAAAGAAACGAAAGGGCAUCUUCCGGAGCAGUUGGGCGUUGCCACUAAUAAGCUGCAUUACCACCGAAGAAUUCUUUUCUCUCAGAAACACGGAGGCUGAAUGA